CCUCCCGCGAGGGCGGCCGCACUGGGCAUGCUCAGUCGCCGGGGCAGGUUUCCGGGUCGCACGUGGGAAGCCAUCUACCCUCGGCCGGAGAGGGAGCAGCUGCUCCUGCGCACAACCGCGCCGCGCCGGCCGAGUCGCCGCAGAGCGCGAGAGGCGCCCGGGUGCACCGCGCCCGCGCCCGGCCCGAGCAGGAAGCGCAAGCCACGCAGGACCAACUGAAGCCGAGCCGCCGCGCCCGCCGCCGCCAGGGCCUCCGAGGAGCCGCGCGAGGUAACUUCAGUGCAUUUAUGCAGAAGGAGAUCUUUGAACAGCCAGAAUCCGUUUUCAAUACCAUGAGAGGCCGAGUGAACUUUGAGACCAACACAGAGCUCCUGGGUGGCUUAAAGGACCACUUGAAGGAGAUUCGACGAUGCCGAAGGCUCAUCCUGAUUGGCUGUGGCACCAGCUACCACGCCGCUGUGGCUACACGACAAGUGCUGGAGGAACUGACCGAGCUCCCUGUGAUGGUUGAACUUGCCAGCGAUUUCCUGGACAGGAACACACCUGUCUUCAGGGAUGAUGUCUGCUUUUUCAUCAGCCAGUCCGGCGAGACCGCGGACACGCUCCUGGCGCUGCGCUACCGUGGGCGUCACCAACACCGUGGGCGGCUCCAUCUCGCGCGAGACCGACUGCGACUGCGGCGUCCACGUCAACGCGGCUCGGAGAUCGGCGUGGCCAGCGCCAAGAAAAUUAAAGAGAUGACCUACAUGCAUUCGGAAGGCAUCCUGGCCGGGGAGCUGAAGCACGGGCCCCUGGCACUGGUUGACAAGCAGAUGCCAGUCAUCAUGGUGAUCAUGAAGGAUCCUUGUUUUGCCAAAUGCCAGAACGCUUUGCAGCAAGUCACAGCCCGCCAGGGCUUUUAAACUUAUCAAGCAUGGAGAAGGAACGACCCCAUGGCUGCUGGAGUUCCAAAUUAUUGUUUACAUUUGAGAUGGAGGCCGGGGAGGAUAACAACAGCCUUAUACCUCCAGACAGACAGAUACGGAGUCGAAAAGAAAAAGACAUAAAAUAAGGUGGAGAAAAGGGUGUGUGUUUUGGGGGUGGGAGAAAAUCUACCUAUUUAUAUCCCUUAUAAAGCUAUACUCUUAUGGACUUAGAGAAACUUAAGUUCUUUCAUACAAUAAUGAUUUGUAAUGUUCGGACAGAAAUGUCAUCUGUCAAGCUAAACAUUAGCAACUGUAAACUCGUUUGUAUCUGUACUUUUUUCCUUUAGCUCUUUAUUUACUUCAGUUAUCUUACUGGCUUCCCAACACAUGUUCCUUUGAAGACUGACACCGAAAUCUUCCCAUGAAUCCCAUCAUCAAUUCUUCUGGUCAUACUGCGAAUUUUAAAAACACGAAGUAACACAAAAGGACAAGUUAUUUUAUAACUCCACUGUGCCAUGAACAGUCAUAUUCAUGAAGACAGAAAGUAGAACAGUGAUUUCUAAAGGCUACAGGAGGGUGGUGAGAAGCAAUUCUUCAGUGGGUACAGAGCUUUAAAGCGGGAUGAUGACAAAGUUCGGGGGAUGGCUGCAUCAGCGUGAAUGGACUUUAAUGCAACAGAACUGAACACUCCUUUUCUUUUUUGCAGUGCUAAGGAUCAAACCCAGGGCCUCGAGUAUGUUAGACAAGUGCUCUAUCACUGACUUACACCUCCAGCCCCAGAAAUGCAUAGUUUUAUAAAUGGAAAUUUUAUGUUAUGUACACAAAAUAAAAAUCUGAACAACUGUAAACACGGGAAGAAAACCUAAAAGCAGGCAUUUUCAGAAUAUAAAAUUUUCCUUCGGAUUAUUAAAAUCAUUAAAAAAAA
Messenger RNA from Heterocephalus glaber (naked mole-rat), 1830 nucleotides. Lineage: Eukaryota; Metazoa; Chordata; Mammalia; Rodentia; Bathyergidae. The record is from RefSeq and is a predicted model, not a curated record.